CAUUUAUAAGAAGUACAUCUAACUCAUUGGAAAACACGUUUCUAAAAUAUGGUGGACGAACAGUUAUCUGCAGCUUUGCGAGACUUACCAGGCAGAGUUCUAAACGUGCCUGUCGAAGAACGACAACAUUUAUUUCAAAAUGUAUCCUCAGUUUUAAAAAAUUCUGGUAUAAAUUCAACAAUUAUUCGUGGCAUAUGUAAGGUGAUUGGAACUACGAUAACGAAAUAUAAGGAUCCUACAUCGCAACGAAUUGUUAGAGAUCUUAUAGUAGACCUUGUAACUAUUCAUCACGAUUUAACAAUUGAACAUAUGUUAAACGUUUUUAAAGCCUUUAUAUAUAAAGAAUUCGCUAGUGUGUCACCUCAAAAAUCGUGUAAAUUGGCAGUUAUAGCAUUGGGAUGGAUAUCUAUCAUACAAAAACAAGCGCAACGUGAAUCAAAUAUCUUUAAAACCGAGAAAAAAAAAUUGAUUGAGUAUCAGACACUGUUAUAUCAAAUAACAGUAAUAUCACCAAACCAAAGAGUUACAGACGCAAGAACAAAAAUAUUGUACGAUCUAUGGAAUAAUACUGAAAUAUUUAAUGAAACAAUGGACACAUUAUUCCAAAUGGAAUCAACUAGUAAUGUUACAAUUUUUUGUAUGGCCAUGUUUCAAUUUAAAUAUAAAAACUGUAACGCUUUAAAAUUAAACCAAUAUACAGAAAAGCUUUCAGAAUACUUCGUGAAAAGUAUGAUUUCAUGCAAACACAAACCUGACAAGUCCUUUAUUAUAGCUUGCAGUCCAUUAUUGAAAUCCCUCACCGAUGCUGAAUUUGAUUCUUACAUAUAUCCAUCUUUACAGAGGUCUAUAUUGCGAAGCCCUGAAAAUACACUUCAGAGUAUUGGAUUAAUUUUUAAUAUGUUGAACUUCGAUUGCAGUCGAUAUGCUCAAAAGGUUGGAAUAGUUCUCAUUAAAAAUUUAUAUAGUAAAGGUGACAUAGCACGACAAGAGUCACUUGAAUCUUUAAAGCUUUUGUCAACAAAAUGUUCUAAUUGGAUUAUCGUAAAGGAAUUAUUAGAACGUAUUUUCUCUGUUCUAAAUGGAUCCGACGGCAAAAUUAAUGUGAUCGAAUAUAGAAUAAAUAUCCUACAGGGAGCCGGAAAUUUAAGCUUCAACAAUAUAGAUCAAGAUCAUAUGCCCAAUAUUUUAAAUGAAGCGGUUACCCUAUUUUCGAAAGCACUGGAGUGUGAAACGCAAGAAAAAGUUAUUUGCUGUACUUUGGAGAUGUUUGGGUUGUGGACUCAAAAAUUUAUACACAAUUUACCAGAUGUUGUUAUCAAUAUAUUUACAUCUGGAAUGCGGCUGAAAACCACAAAUCAAAUUAUUCGGCAAAGUUAUCUCGAGUGGCUUCUAUUGUCAAUUCAAAAUGCGGAGGUUAAUAACCAUAUUUCUAUUAUACAGGAUCUUAUUUCAUUUUAUACUAAAGCUUUGCAAAACUCAUCACAAUCAUGCUAUUUGUCUGAAGCUGCAUGCAUUGCUUGUAUAUUGCUUAUUUUGGAAAAACCAUCUGAAAACUAUAACUUCUUUUGGACCACAGUGUUCGAUAUGAAAAAACUAAUUUUUUAUAAUGAAAAGUUUACUACAACAGCUCCGAUUCCCACGUUAUGCAAUAUAUCAUUAAUGGCUAGAAUAUUGAUAAAUUCAUAUCCUGAAAAAAUUAAAGGCAAACUAGAACCUUUAGCUCGAACUUUAGUUUCUAACUUAUGUUGUAAUUCAGUUAAAGUUCGAGUAUAUACUGCUAAGCAGGUCAAACAAAUAAUAAACUCAUCAAGCGGAAUUGAGUUUGUUAAAUUAGCCUUAUGCGAGUUUGGUAAACGUAUUAAUUUAGUUAAUAUUGAAACGGACGGGGAGCCUUUAAUUGAUCAAUUUGGGACUUCGAAUCAAGUGUAUGUAGACGCACUUCUCACUUUAACAAGCAUAAAACAUAUUACAUAUGAAGAUUCUGUGGAUGUUGCUAUAGAUCUACUUCUUAUAUCACAUCACCCUGCAAUUGUAUCGAAUGAGCCAUACCUAUGGGAAACAACCAUACAAAAGCAUUUAAACUUGGAUGCAAAAAAUGUUAUACUAGCUAAAACAAAUGAAAUUGUUAAUGAAUACAUUGACAACUAUAUAGCUAGUGCGCAAUAUGAGAAUACAAUAUCAGCAUUGAUUCGAAUUUGUCCGAAUCUUAUUGUUCCAACAGUUGUCAAUAAUUUAAAAAACUAUCUUAGUAACUUCUCAAACUAUAAUGUUUCUAAUGAAGAAUAUUUAAUAUUUUUGACUCCGGAUGGAGAGUUAUUUGAUAAAAGUGUAAUACCUCAUAUAGACUCGCAAUAUGAAACAGUUCGACUUAAAAGAGAAAAUAAAGUUUACAGCUACAAGGAACAAUUAGAAGAGAUUCAACUUCGGCGUGAAAUUGACGAUAAAAGGGAAAAAGAAGGCAAAUUAAAAACUAUAAGGUAUACUCAGAAGCAAGAAGAACAAAUUAAAAAUCAAAUGGAAAAAGAACUACAUAUAAAAUUAAGAAUUACACUGCUUUAUGAAAAACUUAUUUCGAAAAUAAGCUUACUAAAAGCAUCAUGUUCUGGGAAUGGAGAACAAAUGGCCCAACAUUUUUAUUCUUUAUUAGACGGCAUAUUGAAUGCUUCUAAAAGUCCCCUAUGUGCCGAAGUUCUUACUGACCUGUACAUAUUUUUGCAUAAUCUGUGCUUUACUUUCCAGCCAAAACUUGGACGUGCCAUCGCAUUAGCGACAAUCAAACUUCAAAGCCCGUCCUGCGUUUUAAAGAAGGAAUUUGAAGCUUUUAAUGUAAAUCAAGCUAUUAAUGAUAUAAUAAUUGACCUUGACAAUCACGUUAAAUCAAACUAUCUUGACUCGCCAUCUUUUUCAUAUGCCUUCGAGUUCUUAAAGCGGGCGUUAUUAUUGUUAAAUACCGAUUCGGAUUUUGAUCUUAUUUCUAAAGGAAUACAGAUAUUAGCACUCCAUACAAGCGCAGGUGUUUGCUGUAAGCCACAGUUUAUGCCUCGAUUUGGUAUGUUUAAAAUGUUGUUAGAUCUUUUAAAGAACAACAAUAAACUGUGGGCUCAAACUUCAGCUGCCAUCUUACAAGUUGCGAAGUGUUCAAAUGGGGAUAAUUGUUCUAGUCCGGAUAACCAUAUUAUAAGCAUAUUUCUGCAAGCAUUGCAACAUUGUUCUGACGCUGUAAGAAAAGUGGCAUUGCAAUCUCUAAAAAUAAUGGUUAAUGGAAUUGUAAAUCACAUAAAAGUGGAUAACAGUCUUGAAAAGGUAAUUAUAAAUCGAUUUUGGGUUGCCAAACAUGAUCCAGAGGAAGAAAACAGAGAACUGGCUUUAUUUUUGUGGAACACUGCGAAAUUUCCUUUACCCGGAUAUGUUGAUAUUAUUAAUGAUAUCACACACUCCGAGACCUGCAUCCAAAAAUCCGCUUCAGAAUCCCUAAUACCGCUAUUAGCUGGCGAUGAAGUUUUAAAAAAAUGCGUUAUAAAAAAGUUAUUUUCUAUUUACAAAGCGAAGCUGUCCCUAUUACCGCCGGUAUUGGAUCAAUUUGACCGCGAAAUUGAGCCUGCAAUCGAUCAGUGGAAACCGCGAAGAGGUAUUGCUAUUGCAUUCUCCACUAUCGCUUUCCUAUUAUCUAUUGAAGAUAUAAACGAUAUUAUGAAUUUUAUGGUAUCACAAGGACUUGGUGACCGAGAAGAUGUUGUACAUAAGGAAAUGUUAGCUACGGCAUUAAAGAUAGUUGAUUUACACGGAAAUAAAGCAAUUGAAAAUUUGCUACCAGUAUUUGAAGAUUUUCUCGAUAAAGCGCCAAAAUCCCAAAGUUACGACAACAUACGUCAAGCUGUUGUGAUAUUAAUGGGUUCGUUAGCACGUCAUUUGGAAAAAGAUGACAAACGAAUUGACCCAAUUGUUAAAAGGUUAAUAACAUCACUGUCUACUCCAUCACAACAAGUUCAGGAAGCGGUCUCGAAUUGCUUACCUCAUCUUAUGCCAUCCGUAAAGGAUGAGGCCCCUUCAAUGAUAAAAAAACUCUUACACUCAUUGGCGAAGUCUGAAAAAUAUGGUGAAAGGCGUGGAGCUGCGUAUGGCAUUGCCGGUAUAGUUAAAGGUCUUGGGAUUUUAUCAUUAAAGCAACUAGACAUAAUGUCAAAGCUGACCGCAUUUAUUCAAGACAAAAAAAAUUAUAGGUCCAGAGAAGGCGCUUUGUUUGCUUUUGAAGUUUUGUGUAGUACACUUGGUCGUUUAUUUGAACCUUAUAUAGUUCAUGUCUUGCCACAUUUGUUACAAUGUUUUGGUGAUCCAUCGCAGUACGUAAGACAGGCAGCUGAUGAUACAGCUAAAGUAGUUAUGAGAAAACUAUCCGCACACGGUGUCAAGCUAGUGCUUCCGUCACUUUUGGAAGCUCUUGACGAAGAUUCAUGGAGAACAAAAACAGCAUCAGUUGAAUUGUUAGGUGCAAUGGCAUUCUGUGCACCAAAGCAACUUUCAUCUUGCCUUCCAAGUAUAGUUCCAAAACUAAUUCAAGUCCUUGGAGAUUCUCACACUAAAGUACAAGAAUCGGGUGGAGAAGCUCUUAAGGUAAUUGGAUCUGUUAUAAAAAAUCCUGAAAUUCAAGCUAUUGUCCCCGUGCUUUUGGAUGCAUUGGAGGAUCCAUCCAACAAUACAUCUACUUGUUUGCAAAGCUUGCUAAAAACUAAGUUUAUUCACUUUAUUGAUGCUCCCUCAUUAGCUCUAAUAAUGCCAGUGGUGCAACGUGCCUUUAUGGACCGAUCCACAGAGACUAGAAAAAUGGCUGCACAAAUAAUAGGAAAUAUGUAUUCCUUAACAGAUCAAAAAGAUCUGGCGCCCUACUUACCAAGUAUAAUUCCAGGCCUGAAAUCAUCAUUACUAGAUCCAGUCCCUGAAGUGCGAGCUGUGUCAGCUCGUGCGCUUGGUGCUAUGGUUAAAGGUAUGGGUGAAAGUUCAUUUGAAAAUUUAUUACCCUGGCUUAUGGAAACUCUAACUUCCGAGUCUAGCAGUGUGGAUCGCAGUGGAGCAGCACAAGGACUCUCUGAAGUAGUUGGAGGACUUGGCGUUGAAAAGAUGCAUAAACUUAUGCCGGAAAUAAUUUCGACUGCAGAACGCGUAGACAUCGCUGCACAUGUUAAAGAUGGAUAUAUAAUGAUGUUUAUAUAUAUGCCUGGAGCUUUCCAAGAAGAAUUUACACCUUAUAUCGGACAAAUUAUCAAUCCGAUUUUAAAAGCUUUGGCAGACGAAAGUGAAUUCGUUCGUGAUACUGCUUUAAAGGCAGGUCAACGUAUUGUUAAUUUAUACGCAGAAACUGCUGUGGCACUUUUACUUCCGGAGCUUGAAAAAGGGCUAUUCGAUGAUAAUUGGAGGAUUCGAUAUAGUUCUGUUCAAUUACUUGGAGACCUGUUGUAUCGAAUAUCUGGAGUAUCUGGAAAAAUGACUACGGAAACAGCAAGCGAAGAUGAUAAUUUUGGUACGGAACAUUCACAUACAGCUAUUAUUCACUUUUUGGGCGAUGAACGUAGAAAUAGAGUAUUGUCAGGGCUUUACAUGGGACGUAGUGACGUUUCAUUGAUGGUGCGACAGGCUGCACUGCAUGUAUGGAAAGUUGUUGUGACAAAUACUCCGCGGACUCUGCGUGAGAUUCUACCAACACUGUUCGGUUUACUACUUGGAUGUUUGGCAAGCACAAGUUAUGAUAAGAGACAAGUGGCGGCUCGAACUUUGGGAGACUUGGUGAGAAAACUUGGGGAACGAGUUUUACCAGAAAUAAUUCCUAUUCUUGAAAAUGGUCUAAACUCUGAUCAUCCUGAUCAACGUCAGGGAGUAUGCAUUGGUUUGUCUGAAAUAAUGGGUUCUACAUCAAAAGAAAUGGUACUUACGUUUAUUGACAGUCUGGUCCCUACAGUCCGAAAGGCUUUGUGCGAUCCCUUACCAGAAGUUCGAGAAGCAGCAGCAAAAACAUUCGAGUCUUUACAUAGCACAGUGGGAUCUCGAGCGUUAGAUGAAAUUCUACCAUUUAUGCUGCAAGGUCUUUCAGAUGCCGACCCCUUUGUUGCUGAGAAUACUUUAGACGGUCUUAGACAGGUAAUGUCUAUUAAAUCAAAAGUUGUUUUGCCAUAUCUUGUGCCGCAACUAACAUCCCCACCAGUGAAUACAAAAGCCUUAUCUAUACUAGUCUCUGUCGCCGGAGAAGCGUUAAUCAAAUAUUUGCCUAAAAUAUUAUCAUCAUUAUUGGAGGCUCUAUCAGACGCCUACGGAUAUCCUAAUGAACCACAAGAAAAUGAGUACUGCCAAACGGUUAUAUUGUCAGUAACAGAUGAAACUGGAAUUAGGACAAUAAUGGAUACAUUGCUUAUUUCAGCGAAUUCCUCUGACCUAUGCACUCGGAAGUCUGCGGCAAGCUUACUAUCCGCUUUUUGUAUUCAUUCACCCGGAAAUUACUAUGAAUACAUUCCUCAACUUUUAAGAUGUUUACUUAAGUUGUUAGUAGAAAGUGAUAAAGAUAUACUACAGAAAUCUUGGGAGGCUCUUAACGCUGUAAUUAAAGGCAUGAAUGCUGCGCAACAAAUAUGUCACGUAUCUGAUGUUCGCCAGGCCGUUAGGUUUGCAGCAAGCGAACUUGAAGGAACAGAGCUUCCUGGAUUUUGUCUUCCAAAAGGAAUUACUCCACUAUUACCGGUUUUUCGGGAAGCUAUUUUAAAUGGAUUACCAGAGGAAAAAGAAAACGCGGCACAAGGACUCGGUGAAGUUAUUUUUCUAACUAACGCAAAAUCGUUGCAGCCUUCAGUAGUACACAUAACAGGUCCAUUGAUUCGAAUACUAGGAGACCGUUUCAACGCAGCAGUUAAGGCUGCAGUAUUGGAAACGUUGUCAAUUUUACUUCAUAAAGUUGGUGUUAUGUUAAAACAGUUUUUACCACAGCUUCAGACCACUUUUCUUAAGGCAUUACAUGAUCAAAAUCGAAACGUUAGAAUGAAAGCUGGAAAAGCAUUGUCUGAGUUAGUGGCAAUUCAUUCUAGAGCAGAGCCAUUAUUUAAUGAAAUUCAUAAUGGAAUUAAAAACUCAGAUGAUUCUUCUGUCAGAGAGACAAUGCUCCAUGCACUUCGAAGUAUUGUCAGUCGAUCUGGAGACAAAAUGUCGGAACCAAUAAAAAAACAAAUUUAUGUUACCUUAUUGAGUAUGAUCGGACAUCACGAAGACGCUACUCGAAGCGCAGUAGGAGGAUGCUUGGGAGCAAUAUUAAAGUACAUAGCUUCGGGACAUGUAUAUGAUUUGUUUAAUAAUAUUAUACUGACGAAUAAUACAGAUGAUCUAAUAGUGAAACAUGGACACACAAUAGUAUUGUUUGUUGCACUAAAAGAAUGCCCCACCGAAGUACUUGUGUUAGAUUUGCCUGAAAAGAUUACAUCUUAUGUAUUAAUCAAUAUUUUAUCAGAAAAAGUGCCAAUUGCCUCCAAUGCUGUAAGAGCUGCCACUUACCUUUUGGACUAUUACCUUGUCAAUCAAAAUGAACCCCCUAUUAAAAUUGUAAUGGCGUUAUCUAGGGCAAUGAAUCAUUCUAGCAACGAUGUUAAACAGCUUGUUGCACAAAGUUGUACCUACCUUUCUAAAAAUUUGGCAGCAAAUCAAAGUAGCAUUGAUGUUUUGAAAUAUUUGGUGCCUAUGCUGGUAAAUGGAACUAAAGAAAAAAAUGGUUAUGUGAAAUCAAAUUCAGAACUAGCAUUAAUUUCCAUUUUGAGAUUAAGAUCUGACGAUACGAGCUUUUUAAAAAUUUCAGGUCUGUUAGAAUCUGGUGCUAGAGACUCAUUAAAUGACGUAGUUUUGAAAGUUUUAAAACGCACAUCUUCACAAUCUAUUAUAAAAGAAGAAGAAUUGGAUGACACUCUGCAAUCAUAACCAAUUUUUCUUAAAAUCGUUCCAAAAAUAUCUUGAACUCUUAAAAAAUAGCUGUAUUUCAAAUUUUUUGUAAAUAAAGUAAAAAUU
Drosophila melanogaster (fruit fly) is the source of this 8028-nucleotide messenger RNA. RefSeq names its product lethal (3) 80Fj (gene l(3)80Fj). The transcript is spliced from 4 exons. Lineage: Eukaryota; Metazoa; Arthropoda; Insecta; Diptera; Drosophilidae. Gene Ontology annotation, cellular component: cytoplasm. The record is from RefSeq and is marked reviewed. Bases 49 to 7941 code for a protein of 2630 amino acids.